Octopus bimaculoides (California two-spot octopus) is the source of this 3769-nucleotide messenger RNA. RefSeq names its product wee1-like protein kinase 2. Gene Ontology annotation, biological process: protein phosphorylation; mitotic cell cycle. Gene Ontology annotation, cellular component: cytoplasm; nucleus. Gene Ontology annotation, molecular function: non-membrane spanning protein tyrosine kinase activity; ATP binding; magnesium ion binding. The record is from RefSeq and is a predicted model, not a curated record. Lineage: Eukaryota; Metazoa; Mollusca; Cephalopoda; Octopoda; Octopodidae.
ACAAACACUUAUAUUAGUAGGCGUUAUCCUUGUUGACAUAGGUAGAUAUACUUAUAAAACGUGUUUUAAUUAUUUUAAUCAUACAUGGUUGACUACACUCAUCUAAACUAGCUUUCGAAACACCAUUUUCAUACUUGUCAGUUUCCAGUGUUUGUUGGGAUUUUUUUAAGCACUAAGUGCCUAACGAAGCAAGUUAUUUUUAUUGAAUCGUAGUUGACCGCGUGUAGUCGUCUCGUCAAAUAUGACGAUCUCUUCACUUAAUGUUACAACUGACUGAAGAGAAAGAAGAAAAUAGAUUACCAAAUUAAUUAAUCAAGGUCACCUGCAUCAUCAGCUAUUAUUUUGAUCUGUCGCUUAUUGUUAUUGAACUUUACUAUAUUUCUUUAAAGUUUUCGUCUGUAUUAUAUUUAGCGUACGAUAAUUCUUAUUUGGAUUAAUCCUCAUAGAUUGAAUUUAGAUCACUAAACCUUUUCCAAUGCCUCACACUAGCCAAGGAAAACCUGUUUCUAGGCGCUGUUUUUCGAGGGUAAAUGGUACUUCCAUGAGAACUACACUGGAUUUCAACAGUAGUGGCAGUGCUGAAGAUAUGAUGGAAGAUGAAGAUGAGGAAGAUUCCUUACCAACCAAGCAUGACAAACGACACGAAGAUCCCAAUAACCGUUCUUUCCUUCGAAUAUCUCUAGAUCUAUAUAAUGACUCUGCUAUUGUUGCUGACCUCCUCGAAGAAGAUGAUGAUGUUAUGGCCACAAAUUUACCAUCAAGCCAAACACCCAACAGAAAGAUAUUCAACACUAGCCACAACAGUCCCUUCCGCUGGAGACGUGCAGUUACUACAGGCGGACGUAUAACAAGAUCUAAGAUUGAACCAGUUGGUGCAAUUCCUUUUAAUCCCGAAAUGGAGAUAUCUGCUAUUGUCGAUUUCAACAGUAGUCAAGAAAAUGCUUUACAUACUCCCCAACUUGAUACCAGUGGCUGUGAUACACCAUCAAGGCAAAUGUCUCCCUUAAAUCAUAAGUUGACUCCUACAACUCAAUCACCCCCAGAAGUGUUGUGCGUAUCUCCUCCGCAUCGAAAGUUUCGGGCACUACGAUUGUUCGACACUCCUCACACUCCACAGACUCUGUUAUUAAAUGUGAGGAAGAAGGACAAGUAUACUGGUGAUCGAACCAAGGUUAAAUGUCUGCGGAAAAAAAAAAUUGAAAGGCUCGAGGCCAAUGUUAAUCCAUUUGCAACAUCCAUAACGUGUCGAGCAUCUGGCGAGAAGCGAACUCGAUCUCAAAGUGACAAAUAUUGUGACAUUUUGAAUGUUGUGGAAGAAAUUGACUGUCCUCAACCAAAGAAAUUGGCUUUGCGUGAAAUUAGUACUUCAAGAUAUAAAGAAGAGUUUUUUGAAGUUUGUAAACUCGGUGAUGGCGAAUUUGGUAGUGCCUACAAAUGUGUUAAUAGGCUUGAUGGUUGUAUAUAUGCAAUUAAAAAGUCCAAGAUGCCAGUUGCUGGCAGUCAAUACGAACGUGUUGCUUUGAAUGAAGUUUAUGCACAUGCAGUGUUAGGACAGCAUCGCCAUGUUGUCCGCUAUUAUUCAGCUUGGGCAGAAGAUGACCAUAUGUAUAUACAAAAUGAAUUUUGCAAUGGUGGCAAUUUAGCAGAAGCUGUUCAGAAACCAGCAUCAGAAAGAAAUUUAAAGCACAUCAUAUUUCAAAUUGCUAAUGGACUUAAAUACAUACAUUCUAAAGGUUUAAUCCACCUCGACAUAAAACCAGGCAAUAUUUUUGUCCACAAAGAAGAAACAGUUGAAAGUGGGACAGAAUCAUGUAGCGAAGAUGAUCCAGAUUUCUCUCCUCAAAUCACCUAUAAAAUAGGAGAUUUAGGGCAUGUUACGAAAGUUUCAAAUCCUAGAGUCGAAGAAGGGGACUGUCAUUAUCUCCCAAAAGAAAUUUUAGCUGAAGAUUUUAGGAAUUUAUACAAGGCUGAUAUCUUCUCAUUAGGACUUACUGCUUAUGAAAUGGGUGGUGGUGGUCCUUUACCAAAGAAUGGUGAUCUUUGGCACAGUAUUCGAGAAGAUGGUUUGCCAUAUUUAUCACAUUACUCUGCUGAAUUUAAUAAGCUGUUAAAUACCAUGGUUCAUGUAAAUGCAGAAUAUCGUCCAACUGCAUUUGCUCUCACCAAAAGCCAAGUUUUGUGUCCACAAGCGAUGAAAACUAAAACUCAACUUUGCAAAGAAUUAAAUGAAGAAAAACUUCGGAACCGGUUACUCUCAAAGCAACUAGAAUCCAAAAAGUGCUGCUGUAAAAUUCCAACUGAUAACUGUUUAGGACAGAAGUGUAAAUCUUCAAGAUUAAUAGGCCAUGGCAUUAAACGGAGUUACAGUUUGUCGGAUAUCUAAACAGAAGCUUAAUGAACCUUAAUAAACACUUUUUGUUUUCCUCUCAAAUUAUUUAGUAAUAUUUGGCUUGUAAAUAAUUUGUUAUCGUAAACCAUGUCCUUGUGUGAUAAAUAUUGGAUUUCAUAAUCCUAAGAACUUUUGUUUUAAUUGUCAGUAUGUAUUCUUUUAAUAUUUUGGAUAUCUGACAAUCUGAUUGAAUGAAUGCAUCUGCAGUUACCUCAUUUGAGAAAUAUUGCAGACAAACUAAUUUUCAAAUUAUGAAUAUGUGAUGCUUAAAAAAUUCUGUAAAUUAAUUUUUAUUUUGCAUUUAGUGUGAUUAUUCUACUCUUAUUUAAACCAAACCACUUUUUGUUCUGUGGUGUCUGUAAACUUCCAUUGUGUUGUCUGAAAGUUGAGAUUCAAGAUAAGAAAUAAGUUAGGAUUUCCAUAUACUUUUGUAGAAUUUAAUUUGGAUGACUGAAGCAUAUAAAAAUAAUUAUAUUUCUCACUAAGUUUUGUCAUGAUUGAUUUUACAAAUUAUACAAUAUACUAUAGGGAAGUACACCUUCCUUUCUCUUACAUUUCACUGAAACUUUCAAGCAAAUGUAAUAAACCUUCUAAGGUUUAUAUGCUGAAAACCAGUUGUCAUCCUUAAAUAGCACCACAUACAGAAAUUACACUAUUUUUAAAUUAGGUUUUUAAAGAUUUGAAAAAUAAUGUAUGCUGCUUUUUCUUAAGUAAACUCUAACUUAAAGUAGUCCAAGAAUCAAAAAAUUAUUGUUAUAUCUGUAUAUUAGAUAUGCAGUAGUAACUUGAAUAACUGGUAAAAGUGCUCAGAAUAUUUGUACAUAUGUCAAAAGAGCUUUUUCUAGUUUAUUUUAUUUCCACCCCCACCCCCCUCAGAUUUGUACAUAUGGACUUCUGCAACAGAUUUUAAGUUUUUUUUUGUUUUAUGUUUUUUUUUUGUAGUUUUUUUGCUUUAGUACUGUAUAUGUAUGUGUGUACACACAUUCACUUACCUCUCUGUAACAAAUUAAAAUGUGUACAGGCAAACUGACUUGCCUAAAAAAUGCAAGUUUUUCAGAAUCACUUGCUGGCUGUCUCUAUUAAAUUGGUAGUUAAGUUUCAAGACACAUUAAGCUAACUGAAUAUUCGACUUCCAUUUUAAAUAUUUUUAAUAUGCAAAAUAUCAAAUUAUAAAUACGUACACUUUUAUUUUCUUGCCACAUACGACAAUCUUGUCAUGCUCCCAGAGCUAAAUUUGUAUUCUGUUUUCUCUCUCUCACCCUAAUAUUUCUAUUUUUAUAAUAAAAUCAUAAUGUAGCCCAAAAUAUUUUGAUUCUGAAAAAAAAAAAAAAAGACAAGCGGCUAUAUCUGUAAAUAAAAUACUUGUUCUGAGAAAUUGUA